This is a messenger RNA of Blepharisma stoltei, 1456 nucleotides long. The record is from the annotation of a GenBank genome assembly. NCBI's taxonomy places the organism in Eukaryota, Ciliophora, Heterotrichea, Heterotrichida, Blepharismidae.
AUGCAGCAAGGAAUCACCCUUCACUAUUUCGAUAUGUUUGGACGUGGAGAGCCUCUCACCCCCCCCCCCUUUAAAUUGGAACUAAAAAUUUUGUUCCAAUUUAAAGGGGGGUUAACUUGUUUUUUUAAAAAAAAAUAUCAAUAUAAAAAUUUUUUAUAAAAAAAAAUUAUAUAUAAAAAAAUUUAAAAAAAAAAUUCAAAAGCAUAUCGAAUUAGAUUAAUAAAUUUGUUUAAUAAAAUGCUAUUUACUCUUUAUCCUUUAAAACAAAGCAAGAUAUAACUAAAUUUUUAUUAUUAGUUAAUACGCCACUAUUAAUUGGUAUCAAAAUUAUUUACACAAAAAAUUAUUAUUUUAAUUGAUAAAAAAAAAUUAAAAAAAAAAAAAUUUAGAAAAUUUAUCGAUCAAAGUGCUAAUUUUGUUUAAAUAAGCUGCUAUUUAUACUCUAUUCUUUAAAAUAAAGCAAGAAAUAAGUAAAUUUUGAAAUUUUAUAAAGAAUUCCUAUUGAAUUUUAUAUCAAAACUAUCCAAAUAAAAAAAUAUCAUUUUUAUCAAAAAAAACAAAAUUGUUUUGAAAAUUUUUAAAAAAAUAAAAUUUUAAUUGUUUUUUAAAAUUUACAAUCAAGGAUAAUAAAUUUAUUUAAAUAAGAUGCCCUUUAUACUUUGUUUCUUUAAAAAAGAGCAAGAUAUAACUAAAUUUUUAAUUUUAGUUAAGAAGAAACAUUUAACUUAUAUCAAAACCUUUUAGAUAAAAAAUUAUAUAUAAUUUUUUAUUAUAAAAUUAAAUUUUGUUCCAAUUUAAAGGGGGGUUAAUUUACCAAAAAAGUGGAAAUUUUACCGAUAUUCUGUUCCAAUUUUAAGGGGGGGGAGUCAGAAUGAUGCUGAAAUACCACAACACUCCUUUUGUAGACCACCGUCUAACUCAGCAAGAAUGGAACCAAAUGAUGAGUCAAGGGUUUUCAGAGUUCGACAUGCUCCCCUGUCUAGAUAUUGAUGGGAUGAGAUUGACUGAACCUUGUGCAACUUAUAAAUAUGUAGCCCAAAAGCUUAAUUACUACCCAAAUCCUACAAACCUUGUUGACUGCUAUAUGGUAGAUUCUGUAUCCAAUUACAGAGAACAUGUCAGAGACAUCUUUAAAGAGUGCUACAAGAACAGAGAUAUGGAAGGAAUUGAGAGAUUGAUGAAUGAAAAAAUGCCCACUAUUUUGAGAAAAAUCGAAGCCAGGCUCAAUAGAGUCCAAAACGGAAAUAGAUUCUUCAUGGGAAACAAUGUGACUUUAGCUGAUUUCAUGAUCUUUGACAUGGUUUAUAACUAUAUGAUGUGCCCAGGAAGGGCAGAGAGAUAUGGAAACCUUAUCAACCAAAACGCUCCUAAGCUUGCUCAAUGGUGCCAAAGAAUGAUAAACUCUUCAGAGACCUUUAAAGAGUACUUGGAGACGAGACCAGUAAAAGAGAUGUAA